Cyphellophora attinorum is the source of this 795-nucleotide messenger RNA. RefSeq names its product putative galactose dehydrogenase GalD. The coding region runs from base 1 to 795 and encodes 264 amino acids. Gene Ontology annotation, molecular function: oxidoreductase activity. Lineage: Eukaryota; Fungi; Ascomycota; Eurotiomycetes; Chaetothyriales; Cyphellophoraceae. The record is from RefSeq and is a predicted model, not a curated record. The transcript has a single exon.
AUGGCCGCCGCCAAGCGUUACGCCACCUAUCCCAGCCUUGAAGACCGAGUCGUCCUGAUCAGCGGCGGAGCAUCGGGCAUUGGCGCGGCCCUCGUCGAAGCUUUCUACAAGCAAGGCUCGACUGUAGUCUUCAUAGACAUCGACGAUGGUGCUGCCAACAAGCUGAUCGAUAUUCUGACCACCGCCAGUAGCAGCCACACCGACGAAAAGGAGAGACUCGUAUACCGACAUUGCGACCUCACCGACCUCCCAGCCCUCGAGAAGACCGCCAAGGACAUCCUAGCCAAAUUUCCAACAAUAUCAGUGCUCAUCAACAACGCAGCCUUUGACAAGCGCACCGCGACCAAAGACGUGACACCAGAAUUCUUUGAUUCACAGAUCGCGGUCAACCUCCGGCAUUUCUUCUUCCUAACCCAACACAUCGCCCCUUCCAUGAUCGCUGCCAAAUCGGGCUCAAUCAUUAACUUCGGAAGCAUCAAUUGGGUCGUCAAGUCCGUCGGGAUGCCGCUGUACACGACCUGCAAAGCGGCCGUCGUGGGAUUGACGCGGACCCAUGCUCAUGAAUAUGGGGAGCAUGGUAUCCGAGUCAACAGUAUCAUGCCGGGAGGCAUUGCAACGGAGCGGCAGGAGCGGGACAACUGGGGGCCGGAUGCGAAACCGUGGAUGUUGACGCAGCAGGCGUUGAAGUACACGAUGAUGCCGGAUCAUGUAGCGAGGCUGGCGUUGUUUCUGGCGGCAGAUGAUAGCGAUGGAAUUAGUAACCAAAGUUAUCGGGUCGAUGGUGGCUGGACUUGA